ACUCGAUGAUGUUAUCGGUAUGCCAAUAUCCAUAACUGCAGAGGAACUAGUUGAGUUCCAUAAUGAAUCGUUCGUCCCGGAGAAUGGUGCAAUGAAGAAAUUUCUCUUGGGCAAUCCGGAUUUACUACUCGGGAAACUGACUAUUCUGAAUACUCCAAAAACCGACGCUGGAAAUUUACAACUUGGUGAUUUAAUAUUAGAUGAAGAGAAUUUGAUUCAAAACGAUGAAACGGAAGAGGCAAAAAAGUUUAUUGAGUUUCAAAAACAACAUCGGGCUCAGUUCUUACAAGAAAUAAGGGAUAAAAAUCUAAGUUUGAAAGGAACCUCAAACGAUGAACCAAUGAUUGAAGUGAUUGAACCUUGUAAAAAAAGGAAACAUCAACCAUUAAAC
Messenger RNA from Hyphopichia burtonii NRRL Y-1933, 391 nucleotides. RefSeq lists its product as uncharacterized. The record is from RefSeq and is a predicted model, not a curated record. The annotation marks the transcript as partial. Lineage: Eukaryota; Fungi; Ascomycota; Pichiomycetes; Serinales; Debaryomycetaceae. The transcript has a single exon.